Molecule: messenger RNA, 2082 nt
Organism: Rhodofomes roseus
Lineage: Eukaryota; Fungi; Basidiomycota; Agaricomycetes; Polyporales; Fomitopsidaceae
Exons: 8
Coding region: 1-2082 (693 amino acids)
Source: RefSeq, a predicted model, not a curated record
AUGUUCCGCACAACUUUCAGCUUCGUCUCUCAAUCCAUCGUGCUGGUUCUGCUCCUUCUCUAUGGGGCGACGUGGAUGUGGGCGGGACUUCGCUCGCUCUGCCAAAUACCCUUUGUCUCCUCCUUCGUACGCUCCUGCGACACCAUCAACUCCAAUAUGACGGUCUGGGCUGCUCUUCCGCUGCUGCUCAGCGGGCAGACGGUUGGUAUGGAGCGGGUGCUCAACCAAAGCAGCGCGCACGCCGAGAUCGUCGACGAUCUUCUCGACAUACGCUUGGCGUCUGUCGAUUUGUCGAUUCUCGUACAGUCAAGCGACCUCGAAUACCGAUUCCAGUUAUCCAGUCAUAUCGACAAGGUCGCGGACGACGCGCUGGACCUCAAUCGCGGUCUGCAGCAUCUCUCAGCCAAGAUAGCCGCGGGAUUCGACAGGAUUCUAUACACGAACGAGCACCUAUACCAGUUGCUGCGUAACGUGCCCAUCCCUCCCGGUCGCAUGCCAGAUAUACCUAUCUGUCACUCGAACCCUUUCUCGGAAAAUCUGCAUGCUUGCCUGAUUCAAUCGCCCUACUCCGACAUUGCGGUUGCAUACGAACGUGCGUUGCAGACGUACGAGGCCGUCCUCCGCGAGCUCAUACAGUCUGCGGCGGCUUCCCUUUCCAAGGCCGCGCUCCUCGACGCGGACUUGAGGUCAACAAUGAGAGUAGUCGCAUGGGAGAGGUUCGGGGUCGAUCUGGCACGGAGGGAUCUGGGGUUGGGUUUGCUCUGGAGCCUUCUGGGAGGUCAUAGGCGGCGCCUGGCACACCUUUCACGGAACGAGAACAUCCUCAACCGCGUUGGAGAGUACAGUGCGAGAUCGCUGCGCUACGUCCGAACGAUCCAGGACACACUUGAAGGUAUGGAGAGGCAUCUGGAGGAACUGAGGCUCGUAGCAUCUGGAGCCAUGGUCGUGGAUGCGGCGCCUCCAGAGGUCAUUCUGCAGAUGCUUGCCCGAGGCUUCGAGCGCCUGGGGAGGGCGCGUUUUAUCGUCCACAUCACGGACCCUCACUUGCCCAGUCUUCCGCUUGAACGGGAUGAAGACGUUAUUCGUCCGGGCUGCUACGUACUCCGUUACCGACAUUUGCGCCUUCCCGCCAUGGCGGUCCAAGAUCCAGAUGUCGAGCACGCUGAGAAGAUCAUAGUGCCGUCGAACCAUGAUGUUCCCAACCCGUCUGAGGUGCACGCUGUUCGCCGCGCAGGGAGUCACCCGGUGUACUCCAACACCAACUGCUCCCAGGAUGAAAGCCCAGCUAUCGUGCACAAGCGUGUGCCUGCUACCUCAGCAUCGGCAACGGAACAGCUUACUAGUCCAGAUCAAGCGUGCACAUGGGAUAAUAUGCCUCAAGCACCGUUCCUGUCUGUGAAGGGCAAGAACACAGUAGCUGAAACUUCAGGCAGCAACGGCACGCUUCCGCGCAGCCAGCCGUCAGCCGUACCUGUGAGUCGGGAAGGCCCAGCGUCGCUCAGCUCUCUACUCCGAACUCUCAAUCUGUCCGAGUCCGUCGGAGUGUCGACCAGUCGACCAAUCACGAGUCAAACGUCGGGGAUACCUACCAUCAAUCUGGGCACAAUGGGGCGCGUCUUACCACGCAAAGCUGCUCAGCCACCAUUGUCCUUCACGCCAAUGCCGUCCGCGCCACUACCGCCCGCCAGAAAGACUGAGGGGACUGUAGAGAAACAAGUAGAGAAGCAAGUCGGAUUGUUCUCCCGCAUCACGAGAGGCCCACACAAGUUUGACCACUCCGUUAGGUCACGCGCAGAAAAGGUGGUCUGGUACGAGUCUCAAGGUACCCCGGGCAGGCUUACCGCUGUCCCAAUUGCCCCCACGAUCGCGGACAUCGGCGAGUUGUAUGUCCAUAAGACCGGCGGGAAGGUGCAGGUUUGGCUGCGAGACGCGUCGGCGACUUGGGUCUCAGUCGCUGAGCAGCAUCCGCAUCCCGUCAUGGAGGGCUAUGUCUUGCGCCUACUCGACGGUGAUCCGCGUUGGGUGAAGAAGGAGACGUACCGCACGUAUAUUGGCCGUCAGAAGAAACUCGACCUCCUGUGA